Messenger RNA from Pygocentrus nattereri (red-bellied piranha), 5909 nucleotides. RefSeq names its product beta-1,4-N-acetyl-galactosaminyl transferase 3b (gene b4galnt3b). Gene Ontology annotation, molecular function: acetylgalactosaminyltransferase activity. NCBI's taxonomy places the organism in Eukaryota, Metazoa, Chordata, Actinopteri, Characiformes, Serrasalmidae. Gene Ontology annotation, cellular component: Golgi cisterna membrane. The coding region runs from base 133 to 3717 and encodes 1194 amino acids. The transcript is spliced from 20 exons. The record is from RefSeq and is a predicted model, not a curated record.
AGUCGUGGUUUGGCUGCAGGAUGCGGCUGUUCGCUGCGGGAGGCAGACACGUUUGUGGCCGCGUUGAUGGAAGCCGCUUGGUUUUCGAGAGUACGUGACAGUUCCUGACUUCGGGAGCAGAGCGGACUCAGGAUGCAGUGGCUGCCCUUUUUCCCCCUGAGGAAACUCAGGCGGAAUGGAGGAUACCUUCUGUUCGGGGCCGUGCUGCUAGUCGCGGCUUUCGCUGCCUAUCUGGAGUUUGUUGCCAAAAGCGCAUGGAGCACCGUCCAUGACGACCUGCACAAGGACCAGACAGCCUACGUAAAGCCAGCUGUUAUCAGAGACGGAUCUGAAGUUUAUGAAAAGGACAAGAGCUGGAUGUCCAGAUACACUCCUCAGCCCUGGAGGCCUGAGUAUAAAGGAGAGGCUAAUCUUCAUGUAUUUGAAGACUGGUGUGGCAGCACCAUCGCAAAACUCAGAAAAAACCUGCACUAUCCCCUUUAUCCUCACUCACGUAUCACAGUGAAGAAACUGGCUGUGUCCCCCAGCUGGACUAACUAUGGCCUCAGAAUGUUUGGCUACAUCCACCCAUUUACUGAUGGUGAGUUCCUUUUUGCAGUGGCGUGUGAUGAUAACUGUGAGUUCUGGCUUAGUCAGGAUGAAAACCCAGACAACCUGAAACUCUCUGCCUACGUUGGCAAGGCUGGUAAAGAAUGGACUGCACCAGGGGAAUAUGGGAAAUAUCCAAGCCAGAUAUCCCAGCCAGUCCUACUGCAGCAGCAGAAGAGAUAUUAUUUUGAGCUGAUCCACAAACAGAAUGAUCACGGAACAGACCAUGUUGAGGUUGCGUGGCGGCUCAAACAAGCCAGUACAAAGUUUAUACUUAUCGACUCUCGGUCCAUCUCUCUUUAUACCAAUGAGUCUUCCCUGAAGAUGAAUUAUGUGAGUCACAUUCCUCAGACUGUUGCCAGUCAUGUAGUUCUGUCCCGGGACGCUGCACUAUCCACUCCCCAUGAGGCGGACAUGCUGAAAGAGGAUCCCCGUGACACCUUUUAUCAGAUUUCAUUGCUGGACCGGUCCCAUUUAUGGGGUGUUUUGCCAGAAUGUGCCUAUAAACCCAGUUACAUCAUCAAAGGCUUCCCUUUGCUCCGCUAUCAGGGUCUGCAGUUUGUGCGCCUAUUGUAUGUUUACCCUAAUGACUACACUCGCCUUACUCACAUGGAGAAUGAUAACAAGUGUUUCUAUCAGGAGAGACCCUACUACUUAAAGAGAUAUGGCUUCUCCAUGUAUAUGAAACUGGACCAAUCGGAAAACAAGAAUGUGGGCUUCAGACACAGAGGUGAUGAUAGGAUGAGAUGGAGGCAGAGGCAGGAUUGGUACAAUUAUGGAAGGAUGGAGCAAGAAGGAGAGGAGGAGGACAUAAACGAUGAGCAGAAAGCUGAAGAUGGGAUUGUGGAUGAUUUUGAUGACUACUCACUGCAGAAACAAAGGAAACUCUUUUCUAUGUUGGCUGAAGGGAGCAGGAACGGGGGGUGGAGAGAUGACGGACAGGUGAAUGGAGUGGGGAGAGCACAGCAGGAGAACUCCCUAGUAAAUACAGUUGGCGAAAUAAGAGCACCAAACUGGCCUUCAGAACAGCAUCUGGGAAGGGCAGUGGAGAAUCAGCAGCAAGGACCAGAAGCACUCCAAAUCCAAAGCAAAACAGCAGGACAGCUCAGUAGGUCAAGGGUGAAACGUAAAGUUGAGCGUGAUCUGUCUCUUAAAAGGAAACAAGGACAUGACCUCCAGCCUAUGGGACGCUUAAGUAGUCAUGAUGGCCAAAGAGAGACACCGCCUGCUGUAGAAAAGCCUGAAGACUUUACUGCCAAACCAGCCGAGGCGAAAGAUAAAACUGUUGAAGCAGUGGUGUUGGGCAACUAUGAUGAUGAGCUAUUCAAACGGGAUGCUGCUAACAGGAAGUCUGCAGAUUUUGUCAUAUCUGACAUCAAGGAGAGAGGUCAGCAUCUACCCAGAUUAAAUAACAAUGUUCUGCUUGCUAAUAGUGAACACAAGGCAGCAGAGCAUGUGUCAGAUGGCAAACUGAACAUUUUGGAUGAAGGCAAGAUAAAGGAAACCAUCCCAGAGGAAAUUAGAGCUAUUCGGGCAGGGAGAAAAACUGAUCCAAGCCUGCUGGAUGGUCCUAAGCACAGGUCAGCGGGUCAAGAGAAGGACCGAGCUGCUGAGCAUAGGGUCCUGAAUCACAAAGUAGCUAAUUCAGACAGAGAAAAUGCAGCAAUAUUCCAUGUAGAUAAGGGCAAUGCUUCUCUGUCUCUCAGGUCAAAUUCAAAUGGUUCUCUGUCUCAUAAAGUAAAAGAUGGUUCCAUCAGGCUCUUAAAUGGGCCUAAACCUCAAGAACAUCAUUAUGCCAUUACUCGAGAUGCACAGCAGCUUGUUGAUAAACAGAUGGCAAAGGAGUUAAAUAAGUCCAUUACUGGGCAUGUGGAGAUGGAUGUUGUUGAUCCUCCCACCAAGGAAAAUAACCACUCUUGGAGGAGAGAGAGAGGGGCAGAGGGAGAGGAGUCUAGAUUCGUUUCCAAAAGAAAGCAGAAAUUGAGCAAGUAUGAGGAAGAAGACAACACUGUUGAUGAUUGGGCGCUCUAUGGAGACUCUGAGUCAGAGUAUGACCUCCUCAAUCGAGUUGGGUUUGACCGUGAGGUGAACUGGGCUCAGACGUUCCAGGUCAAGCCGCUGGACUUCCAGACCCUACGAUCUGAUUGGAUAGAUCUAGCCUGCAACGUGUCUGGGAAUCUGCUUAUCAGCCAGUCAGAGGCAGAGGCUGUAGUGCAGACUUUCAUGGAGAAACUCAACAAGAAAUACCCAAGUCGGUUCACUCUCCAGCGUAUAGUGAAUGUAGAGAAGCGGCCUGAUGUAGCUCGGGGCAGUCGGUAUCUGCUGGAAUUGGAUCUGCUAGAGUGGUCCAGCCGCAGAAUACGCCUAGCUCACUACAUCUAUGUCCUGUACAACCCUGACCAGAGCCGAGGCAGGGCCAUCAACAAGCAGAGUAACCAUCCACAACUGCUACUCUGCAGCCCACACAACUUUCAGUGGAACCCCAGAGCUACUGUCCACUUCAUUGUGCCAGUGAAGAACCAGGCUCGCUGGGUGCAGCAGUUCAUUGUGGAUAUGGAGGAGCUCUACAGAGCCACUGGAGACAGCAAUUUCAACAUCAUCAUUACUGAUUAUGACAGCACAGAUAUGGAUAUAGAGAAAGCCCUGAAAAACUCUCAUCUACCAAGUUACCAGUACCUCAGACUAAAGGGAAACUUUCAGAGGUCAGCUGGGCUACAGGCUGGAAUAGACAUCAUUACAGAUGAGCACAGCAUUGUGUUUCUGUGUGAUCUACACAUCCAUUUCCCACUGGGUUUUAUUGACUCAGUGAGGAGACACUGCGUUGAAGGACGAAUGGCCUUCGCUCCCAUAGUGAUGAGGCUUAACUGUGGUGCUACGCCUCAGGAACCUGAUGGGUACUGGGAAGUAAACGGCUUUGGUUUGCUGGGUAUUUAUAAAUCUGACCUGGACUCUAUUGGUGGCAUGAACACCAAAGACUUCACUGUCCGCUGGGGAGGAGAGGACUGGGAACUACUGGAUAGGAUCCUGCAGACAGGAAUGGAAGUGGAACGGCUAUACUUGAGGAAUUUCUUCCAUUACUAUCACUCUCGGCGUGGCAUGUGGAACCGCCGGAUAGUCCCUGAUACGUAACUAUGGCAACCCUACAUCUUCAGCACAACAGUCACUGUGGCACUUUAAUCAGCCUAUGUUCAGUUUGGCCAUUCUGGCAGAUGACUCCUGUAAGGGUGGGCCUCGGGGCAUUGAUGCUGUCUGUUAGUCAGGCAGUUUUUGUGAUGAUAGGCUUUGGUUGUGGUAGCAGAAACCGAAAAUAAGAAACAUGAAGGAGCUAAACUCUCUGGAUGCUCCUGAUACUACUGAAGAUACACACUCAGGAGAGAAAGUGCUCUAAAAGUAAGUACAUCUUAGCUUUAUUUAUGCUUUGAAGCAUUUCUUUAGUUUACACACAGUCUUGAAUGUGUAUUUAUUGGUGUAGAGUCGUUUUGUGUGGGUUUCAUUCCACAUUGGCAUGUGUCCUGUAUAUAGUGUACAGGCCCUCUCUGAGGCUAUGAGGAACUCUACGUUGCUGUAAGGUUUAGUCACAGUCCUUAUAAGACUGCCCACGACCAGGCUCCUAGCUCUUUGAAUGGAGAGAGACAUAUGAACCCCAAACUGAAGUUUGGUUUAAAAAUUUUAUUGACAUUGUUUGUUCUCCUGAACCCCAGCACAUGCAGCCAAUAGUAGUUUUGCACUGGAGAUGCAAGGCUUAUAUAACAGGUUUUUAGACAUUUUGGAUGCAUUAGCCUUGCAGCUCCACUAUAAUACUAACUUUGGAUGGCAAACAGUGGGGUAAAUUGUUUGAUUCAUUUUUUUUGAAUAACCAUUCCAUUAAUACACCUACCUCUAAAUACCCUGUUAAUGAGGUGGAUCAUGUACAGUAUGUUAGAAGACUGAAACUGAACUCUGCAGGGUGAUUAGAUCUCCGGGACCAGUGUUUGUCUCUCCUGGUGUUCAGCUGGGCAGUGAUCAAACCAACUAGUUGCAAUAGUUUUGUGCCUUCAGCCUGCAAGCCUUAAUGCAAGUCGCUUGCAAGACACUUCAGCUCUGAUUUAAUCAGCAUGGGCAGGGUGGAACAAGUAGCCUUUGUCUUAAGAAAACCUUUUUUGCUUGAAGAGUGCAGAAGCAAUACAUAACAGUCUGCUAUUAUUCCCAUUCCAAGGAGGAGUUGUAGCAUUCAUAUUGUUUCAGAUGUUUCACUGCGCAGAAUUACUCAGAUACGUAAAUUAUUUUGUCUCAGCAAACUCAGUCUGCCUCAUUAAGAGAAGAUUAAUUAGAAGAUUUAGAAAAUCUGUGGAUUUAACAGAGCUUCUUUUAUGGUCUUUUAUUGUUUAAUAGCAAGUUCUGAUCUCUCUGACUCAGGAAAAGUGGAGAAUACUAUACUGACUCAAAAGUGCCUUUUGCUUUCUGUUGCAAAAAAGGGAAAUUAUUCAGAAAACGUAGGCUUGUUUGGUUGUAUGAAUUCAGCCAGGUUGCAUUGGUUUUGUGCGUAUUUAAUUUUAUAUAUGUGUGUGUAUAUAAGGGUCUACAGUAAGGACAGAUACAGGCAAGAGUCAAGCUACAUGUGCACUAAAUCUAAAGAAAUACCUUGUGAGCAAGUAAAAUAUUCAAAAGGAGUUUAUCAUUUUAUUUUGUUUUUGAGAUUUGCUGCUCAUCUGUCUUCAACAAUUUGUCUUCAAUGAAAUACCAAUUUUUUGUCAUAAAUAUAUUUAUAUACUUAUGUAUAUGUUUGUUGGUAUGUCAUUUUUCUUAGUUACAGGAAAAAUAAAUGUAAAACUUUUGAACUCUCAUAUGAUGGUUUCAGGCAGAUGCUGUUUACUUUGUGCUAUGAAGUACAGCAGAUUUUAUUGUUUAUAUACAGUGCUGAGCAAAAGCUUUAUGCUCUUUUAAGCAAAUAUUACAGUAUGUAGUGAUUUUUAUGAAUGUCAAUGUGUGUGUUUAAGCCUUUCCAAACCUCCUCAUGGCAGCCCAGUAUUAUUUGUAGGUAUCACCCAAUACUUGGUUUGGCUCAGUCAGCCGUGAGUGCUGUGUGACAGCUAGAGGCAUCCAAGAAAAAAAUCAGGAACAAAACUUUAGUCUAUAAACUAGCAAGAUACUACUUUUUUUCAAAAUAUGAAAUUCUUGUUCUGCUUACUUUCUGCUGUAUUUCUGUUUCUUUGUAUAGACUCUAAUGAUAUGUGGUGUUUUUACAAACCAAAACAUUUUUCUUGCCAAGUUUUAGACAGUAUGCCCAAGACUUUUGCACAGUUUGUUAUAUUGAAUAAAAUCUGUCUGCUGAGUCUUCUGAA